Molecule: messenger RNA, 3339 nt
Organism: Trichosurus vulpecula (common brushtail)
Lineage: Eukaryota; Metazoa; Chordata; Mammalia; Diprotodontia; Phalangeridae
Gene: INSIG1
Product: insulin induced gene 1
Exons: 6
Coding region: 460-1293 (277 amino acids)
Biological process (GO): cholesterol biosynthetic process; SREBP-SCAP complex retention in endoplasmic reticulum; cellular response to insulin stimulus
Cellular component (GO): endoplasmic reticulum; SREBP-SCAP-Insig complex
Source: RefSeq, a predicted model, not a curated record
GGGGCGGGGUGGGGAGGGGCCGGAGUAGCCGGGGGAGGCCGCCUGAGCCGUGGCUGUGGCCGCUGCCGCCGCCGCCGCCGCUGCCUCCGCCGCUACCGCCGGAGUGGUCCCUCCCCCUCGCCCGGUCAGCGCGGGGAGGGAGGGGCCGUGGUUGGGGCCCGAGUUGGUUUCGGGUAGGUUGGGACUUGGUAACGUGAUUCGGGGGCUUCGCGCGUGUCGAUAUAAACCUUUUAGCACCGGCCCGACGCUUUUAGGCGAAACUUUGGAGACCAGGCCGGCAUUCCUCCUCCUCUUCCUCCUCCUUCUCAUUCAGCCUCCAUCCUUGGUCGUCCUCCAUAUCUUUCUCCUCCUCCUCUUCCUCCUCCUCCUCCUCCUCCUCCUCCUCCUUCUCCACCGGGCAGGCCGCUGGUCCCGCGCCUCUCCAUCAGGAGAUUCUUCCAAGACCUUUGGUGGUGACUGAUGCCCAGAUUAGACGAACACUUCUGGAGUUGUUCUUGCACUACCAGAGGGAGGCAUAAAAACAACCUGAGUGCUGGCGCUGCUAGGCUGACUGAGAAAGUGGAAGACAUGCUAACUCCCUCAGUCUCCAGUCCUUCACUGGUUCUGGUAGGUGAAGGUGCCAUCAGCACUGAAGCCACAGACAGGAACAGGAACACUAACACCAAGAGCAACAGCAAUAGAGCCCCCAGUAACAGUUGGCACCAUCAUUUGGUGCAGCGAAGUGUUGUGCUUUUUGCAGUCGGUGUCUUCCUAGCCCUGGUCCUCAACUUGCUUCAGAUACAGAGGAAUGUCACGCUAUUCCCAGAAGAAGUUAUUGCCACAAUCUUUUCCUCUGCCUGGUGGGUUCCUCCUUGUUGUGGAACAGCAGCUGCUGUUGUUGGUUUGCUCUAUCCCUGUAUUGACAGUCACCUUGGAGAACCUCACAAGUUUAAGAGAGAGUGGGCCAGUGUAAUGCGCUGCAUAGCAGUUUUUGUUGGUAUUAACCAUGCAAGUGCUAAACUGGAUUUUGCCAAUAAUGUUCAGCUGUCAUUGACUUUAGCAGCUCUGUCUUUGGGCCUUUGGUGGACUUUUGAUCGUUCAAGAAGUGGCCUUGGGCUUGGAAUUACAAUAGCAUUUCUAGCAACUCUGAUCACUCAGUUUCUUGUAUAUAAUGGUGUUUAUCAGUAUACAUCUCCUGAUUUUCUUUAUAUCCGUUCUUGGCUACCAUGUAUUUUUUUCUCAGGAGGUGUGACAGUGGGAAACAUAGGACGACAACUGGCUAUGGGUAUUCCUGAAAAGCCACAUAGUGACUAAAGUCUUCAGACUCAUAGAUGCCAAUAUGGAAGCAAAGUUGGGAAAAGAACCUGUGAUACUGGAUUGUGGUUGAAGAGUUUUUUUUUACCCUGAAGAAUCUAUUUAGAUUGGGCCAACUGCACAAAUGACCUGGGGGAGGACCAGAAGGGUGGGGUGGGGUGGGGUUAAAGAUGGUGGAAUAAUAAUCUACUCUAGAAUAGCCAAGUGGAAAAAUAACUGCUUAUCUUGAAAUCUUACCUCGAUUUACUGCAUAAGCAUUUGUACCUGGCUGUGCCCUGAAAGGAUUUAUGCUAAAUUGUGUUAGGGAACUUCAAGUAUUAGAUUUCAUUUAAGUUAUUGAAACAGUUGCCAUAUUUCAAAGCCUUGAACUAAAAUUAAAUUGCAAACUAUUCCUUUUGUAUUUGUGCCCAAGAGGUAGAAUUGAUGGUGCUUGACAAAGGUGAGGUAUGGUGUAAUAGGAAUAAUAUUUAUCCAGAAGAAUAAAAAUAGGGUUGUGUUUCAAAAAAAAAAAAAUAGAGGUGAUCCAUGUCAGGUUGUAGCAUUAACUUAAUGCUUCAGGAAUUGUGCCCUCAUCUUAAUGCUGCAAUAGCGCACAUACACACCCAUACACUCAUGUAUAUCAGCAGUAUAUCAACUAUACUUUUUAUCCUAACAGUGAAGUUUUAUGUAGACAAUCUUAUUGGAAGCAAAUGGCAAUGAAAAGUGUCAGUUCUACAGUGUGGUAUCUUGCUGACAUUUUCACCUCUGUUUAUUUAAUUCUUCCUGAGAUCUGUAGACAUCUAACGGUAGCUGUAGAUCUCUGCCAUUUGCUUCAUUCUAAAUGAGCCGAAAUUAUUUCUGUAUUUCUCUGUUACUAUAGAAUAGAGAUUGCAACUUUUUUCACAGCCCUAUAGGAUUUGCAAUCUGUGAUUGCCUUGUAAAAAGAAGAGUGCAUAUGUCACUGCAUUAAACAUUUGGUGUUUCUAAAUAUCAAUUAUAUUGGUGAGCACAAUGUAUUCAGUUAAUGGCAUAGACCACAUUAGACCUAAUUUGCAACUAUUGGGUCUUAAACUUAAAGUGCAAUGUAUAUUAAAACCAAUCUGAGCCUUGUAUUCUCUUCAAUAUUUAUUCUUUUUUUUUUUUCAUAUGAGAUGUUAAAGAGAAGGGUUCAGCAUUUCAGUACUGCAUGGAGGCAAAAAUUCAGCAAUAAUUUCUUUCACUAGAAAAGAUAUUUUAUUGUUGUGCCUUCCAUUUGAACCCUGAUUCUUUGAGAAACUCCAGUUUUGUGGUUAUGGUAUAGUUGUAAUUUUUUCUCACAUGAAUCGAGUUUUUUUUUUUUUGUAUUAUGCAAUGUAAAUGUUUUCAGUUUGUUUUAAAUCUUGUUAAGAUGAUUUUUCACAUCUAAUUAAUUGGUUGUCCUUUUAAAUUGAUGUCACCAGUCAACAGAGUGGAAUCUUGGGCUAAAUAGCUUAAGAAUGGUUUUUGUGUGUAUAUUUAUGUGGUGGUCGUCCUUUUUUUUUUCUCUUUUGAGGAAAAUAUAAAUGCUCUUGGUGCAAAACUCUAGAAAGCUGUAACUGAUUACUGUAGAGAAAAGUUGCAAAAGUGGGGCGAUUCUAAACUUGUAAAGGAUCCCUUAUAAAUAUUCUAAAAUUGAAAAUGAACAGUGAUGGGAAAAGAUUUUGUUGUCAGAAUAGUUAUUCCUUUCAAAACCAGAAGUAAUUAGCAACAUGCAGUAAUUGAAUAUAUCAAUUUAUACUUGAUCAUGUAUAAGCAGUAAGUGUUUGUUUUUCUCAGUUAAACUGGAAAUUAUUCUGUACCUACUAGAUUUAAUACAGCCAAAAUGUGAAUCUGGUUCAGUUUUUGCCAAUACUUGUAGCAAGUAAACAAACCAAAGUGAUCCGAGUUUGUAAAAAUCUAUGAACAAAAUUUGCACUACUCUGAAUUUGAACAUUUAGGAAGAUUCACAUUGAUACAGAAGUUUUCAACAAGUGUGGUGUUUUUUGUUUUUUUUUCUUUUGCAUUUUUUUUACUAUUAUUUCAAGAAUUUAUUAAAAGGUUCAAGACCAA